Messenger RNA from Plodia interpunctella (Indianmeal moth), 3495 nucleotides. RefSeq lists its product as uncharacterized. The record is from RefSeq and is a predicted model, not a curated record. Bases 1236 to 2291 code for a protein of 351 amino acids. Lineage: Eukaryota; Metazoa; Arthropoda; Insecta; Lepidoptera; Pyralidae. The transcript has 2 exons.
CAACCAAAUUCAUUGAAAAUUCGCACUUAUUACCGCCACAUAAUGUCCAUGUAAGGCAACUUAAUUGCUUUUCACUGUACCGCGUAAAGUCUCGCCUCGGGUUUCGGAUCAAGGAUGUUAAGAGUGUGAUUUCAGUUGGCGAUCCGGUCAACGCAGUCUAGAUAUUUUUAUUUUUUGAUGCUUCCAAUUGCAUGUAGAAAUUAAUUUAAUUACUAAAAGAUAAACCUUGAGCGCUUUAUAUAUGGCAUAUUUUAAACGAGAUAUAGUUUCGGAAAUCCCUUAAGGAAAUACAUACUUAUUAUUAAUACUGUCUUACAUUAUGUUAACUGGAAAGGAACGUGAUCUGAACUUUCGUAAUUAUUUGAUAGGUACAUUUUAUAUUCUGCCCUAUGUAUUAUGUGUUCCAUAAUUUUAAAGGCGUUUCGCCUGCCAUGCCUGUUAUCUGCUUGUUUGUCAGUCAGUGCCAUGAAUAAGUAUAAUUCGCAUAAGAACUAGUGAAUGUGUGGUUCGCAUGCCACAGAAGACGACAGGCGCGGCGCGGGCGGCGGCGCGCGACUGCCUUUAGUAAUAGUUAUAGUUAUAGCCUGCACCUUGACAGGAUCACGGACCUUUGAGAGGCGUACACAAUAGGUAUUCCAAAUUUAAAACAGUACUUUGUACUGUUUUAUUUCUUCAGUUAUAUUUUAAAUAUGAAUUUGUCUAAAAUACUUGUUUCACCAAAAUUUCGCCAAUUUAUAUGUUCAGUCAUGUUUAAAUUGCAAACUGAUGAUUCCUCUUAUUGAAAAUGUAUGGUCAAAUUCGCUGUUGCAGUAAAAUUAGGGUAUCGCAUUUCAGCGAAAUCGUUUGGCAUGGGGAUAUAAAUGUAUUCGAAAUUGAGCCUUGUUCGUAAGUAGGCAACAUUGCUAAAAUUUGGCGGGCCUUGUCUGUCCGAGGCCGGGGGCGGCGGGUCGCUGUCGACGCACACUCGGCCGGCCACAAAUCUUCCGUUUCACUCCGUCCCAGCCUCCGAGCGGUGAGAAGGAAACAGCACGCUCCAAAGCACGCGACUGCGUGAUGUCGGCUACUCCCGAAAUAGGCUGCCCCCCGCGCGGGGAGCCUGCCCAUCGACGUACGUGCUUUUAGUAUGCUGCGCGCAUGCGAACCGCCCGCACCCUCUGCGCUCCUAGUACUUACCGGCCAAAACACGCAAAAUACAAAAACAAAAUUCCAUGCUAAAUAGCAUGCUGUGAAUCAAAAUGGUCGCCAUACUCGCCAAUCCCAAAUGGAGCGAGGAUUUGACCAUCCAAAUGAUCAUUGAGUACGAAAAACGCGAAUACCUGUGGAAUCCGGUGUCGGAACAUUACAAGAACAAGAAGAUUAGGGAGCAGGGCUACGUCGAAAUCAUUAACUCGUUAAAUCUUGUCGACGUCACCGUGAAGGAAUUGAAAAACAAGAUAAAAAAUAUACGCUCGUCGUACAGCGUCGAGCUGAAGAAGAUUCGCGCGGCGAGGAAGGCCGGCGCGCAUGCGUACAAGCCUAGCGUCACGUGGUUCGAGCACGCAGACAGGUUUCUGCGGGCGAUCGUCACACCGAGCUCCGUCGACACAAGUCUGUUGGAGAUUCCGGCGAGCGACGACAGCGACGCGGUGCAAGAUUUGAGCGAGCGAAAAUCGCCGGAGAAAAAAAGUACUAGAAAGCGUCGAAGUUCCACGCGAUCUUCUACCCCCUAUGUUUUGAACACUCCGUCCCCUCGCCCGAGCACUCCAUUCGGUCUCAAUCAGUCAACGUCACCUUUCGGAAUCCUGCCAACAUCGACAUCAGCGCCCUUCCUCAAUCCUCCAGUCGGCAUUGCUACACCACUAACUACCUCUUUAGCGACAAUUUAUCCCAUUCCAACAAAACAAAAGAAGAGCAACAGUUAUGACGAUAGGAACGGAGACCACAAUGAUUUGCCCCAAGAUUUGAGUCAACAUUCGGAAAACGUUACUGAGAAUGAGUUUGAAAUGUUCGGGAAGCUGAUAGCGAGUCAACUGAGAAAGUUGCCUUUGAGUCUGGCUUUGGACACUCAGUUGAAGAUUCAGACUUUGGUGAACGCGGCAAGGAUACAAGCGGUAUACCAACAGUAUAGCUACGCCGGCCCUUCUCAAGAAGCCUUGUCGGUGCAAGCACUUUCGAACGGUAUUCUCGCCAGUAUGGCAUCACAGAGUAGCUACGCGUCUAGAGCCGCUAUGGCCAUACGCAGCGACUCGCCAGAAGACAUGAACAGGGAUAUGAAAACUGAAUAUUCAGUAGGCUCUGAAGGCGAAGAUUAGAAUCCUCAAAAAGACAUACCUCAAAAAAUAGAGAUAUUUAGAUACGAUUGCUCAUAAUGUAUACCAAUUACCACUUAGAUAGCUGACUCUGUGUCAAUAUAUGGUGUUUUAGAUGAAUAUUAUGUACUAGAUGUUUAGGAAUACGAAUUACAAUAUGAAUCAGUACAAAUAAGUACAGGAAGUGGUAUCUUGCUCAGGUGAGAUGAUUUCGAUGUGAUUUCAAAAUUGAAACUAGUCAUGUUUGAUGUUUUAUGUAGAUCUCGGUGUUUUGGCUGUGUUAGUUAUUUAUUUUAUGAAAAGACAUAUCCUCUUCUUCCUUCUAAGCGCGUGUUUUGAAUGAAGGGGCUCUGCAGUAUUUCUACUGUGUUAUCGGAAUUUAUUUUUUACAUGGAUGACGUUUAUUUAUGUUUGUAAUUUUAUCAAACAAUGUAUCUGUAUUAAGUAAUGUCAAAUAUGUUGUUACUUUUCAGUACCUCGUCUAUUGAUUACAAGAUUUCUUUCUAUUUUACUAAGGCUCAUAUAAUUUUAGUGAUGCGAAGUUUUUAUAUAUUUUUAUACAACAAAAGAAAAUGAAAGUGACUGAUAGAUCAUUCAUUUAGCGUAAAGAAUAUUUUUUUUCAAUUCAACAAAUCCUUGAAACCUGUAGUAGUUGUGAUAUGAAUAUAAUUUAUGAUUUAAUAGCCUUUUAUGUCCCAGUACUGGGUAAAGGGUUCUCUCUCUUAUUAUUGUGAUAUGCAUAACCUAUAUAUUAUUCUAAAUAUAAUUUUAAAUGAAUGACUAACGGACAAAGAGCUGAGGGUCUACCACGAAACAUAAAGCUCGUACCACGUUACUAAUGUCCACACGCUGUCUCUUUUUCCCAUAUGGUGUAAAAAAGUUUAGAACGUGUGGACGCAAUGACGUGCACGUGAUUUAUAUCUUACGGUAGCCCUCCUGGUAAUGCUAUAAGUAUGAUAAAAUAGCUUGUCGAAAAUGUGAUUUUUAAUAAUAAUUCGCCAAAAUGGGUUUACGCACUUACGCCCAAAAUUCCAAGCGUAAAUCCAUCUCUGGUAAUGCAUGUUAAUGAUUCAAAUACCUCAGCAACGGUUACUUACAGAUAAUAAUUAAAUGUUCGGAGUAUAUUUAUCUGUUGUUUGUUGUGCCACAAUUAGAUUGUAAACACGAUGUGAUUUAUUGAAAAUAAAUAUUUUAUAAAUGUCUUGAA